CCUAUUCCCCUCCCUUUCCUUCAACACUCUCAGUCGGUUCGCCCGCAGCACUUGCGUUCUCUCGGCCGGGUUUCACUCCAGAGAUGGCUGCGAAAGUGUGUAGAUCUGUCCUCCUCCUGUCCCGGAGCAGUGGAGCCGUAGCCUCUUCUGUUUUUCCCGCAUUUGGUGUCUCCUUACAUCGACACCAUCAGAGCACAAGAACGGAGGCGCUGUCUGUUCCUCUUGGAGGUCACCAGACUAUCAGGAGAGCACAUGGUCUGAAAACAGGUGCCAGGUCUGCAUUUUUCAGCCACCCCAGUGCCACUUUGACAGCCCAGGGUUGGAGAGACUCUCCCUCAUGGCAGGGUCAAAGACUUCUGUGUUCAUCUGUUGCUACAGAAGACAUUACAGUGGUGUAUCAGAACGGCUUGCCGGUGAUCUCUGUGCGCCUGCCGUCCCGACGAGAGCGCUGUCAGUUCACCCUAAAACCCUUGAGUGACACGGUGGGUGUUUUUCUUCAGCAGCUGCAGGCAGAAGACAGAGGCAUCGAUAGAGUCGCCAUUUACUCUGAAGAUGGAGCAAGGAUAGCGUCCUCUACAGGGAUUGAUAUUUUACUUUUGGAGAACUUUAAGCUUGUCAUUAAUGACACAACGCAUCUAGUGCAACCGCCAAGCAGAGAUCUGCUACCUCACGAGGAAGCGGAUCGGCUGAAUGAUGUCAAGUUUUUAGUACAGCAGCUCUACACCACACUGCGCAUAGAGGACCAUCAGCUGAACAAAGAGAGAGAGCUGAUUGGACGACUGGAGGACCUCAACUCUCAGCUCCGCCCACUGGAGAAGGUUAAAGAUGAGCUAAGUAAGAAAGCAGAACGCAGGACCACGUGGGUUCUGUGGGGUGGGAUGGCCUACAUGGCCACGCAAUUUGGCAUUCUGGCACGGUUGACCUGGUGGGAAUAUUCAUGGGAUAUCAUGGAGCCGGUCACAUACUUUAUCACCUACGGCACAGCCAUGGCCAUGUACGCUUACUUUGUGCUGACACGUCAGGAAUAUCUUUAUCCAGACGCCAGAGACCGACAGUAUCUGCUGUUCUUUCAUAAGGGAGCCAAGAGGACACGCUUUGACAUUGAGAAAUACAACAAACUGAAAGAUGCUAUUGCUGAGGCGGAGUUGGAUCUAAAGCGUCUCAGAGAUCCACUGCAGAUGCACCUGCCCCUCCAGCAAAUCGAUGCCAGCAAGGACUGAUGACAACGUGAAGCUCUCACUCCUCAUCUUGAUUUCAUUAUCUCCCCGUUCCGAUUUGUUUUCUCUAGCUUUUAUCUUUAGUUUUAUCUCUACCACCUCUGUGUAAAACCAUAUUCACAUCAAGCUUUGGAUUUUUUAUUAUUUCGAUUGUUCGCUCUUUCAUUUCCAGCUAAUUUGGCAAGUCUAUGCAGAGGACAAGGGGGUGCAAUUAAACGAAAGAAGAAACGACAUCCCUGACAGAAUGGAGUGAUGACUCGUGCUUGCUAAUCUGAGUGCUUUUAUAACGCUAAAGGACCGCAGAGAGAAACGCAGCUGACAAAAAGUUCCCACUACCUUAAAGGGAUUCAAACAGUACAGUACAUUGCUCCAGACAAUGAGCCCACGUCUUGCAUGGGAUACAAACACUCAAAGACUCUGAGGUCUACAAACCAUCUGUCCUUGGGUUGAAAGGUUUUUUCCACAUUGGAGUACUUCUGAUAUUCCUCAUUUUGACACUUUGCAGAAGAGAUUUUUGGAUGCGUCCCUCUUUCCUACUCGGGAAAAUCUGUUUACCAUCACGCCAGACCUGUAGCGGCUAAAACGCCGCGUCGACUCCUGCACCUAACAGCCUAAGCUAAACCUUCCUGACUCGACCGACUCUCUCCUAUAUGGACCUGAUCGAGCUGAAGAUAGAUCUGACAGCUAAAAUAUCACUGUGUGUACUAUUAUUCCAAAAAGAGAAAAAUCAAAGAAAUUUUGGCACUUUUUUAUUUUAAAAGCCA
This is a messenger RNA of Paramisgurnus dabryanus, 1981 nucleotides long. RefSeq names its product mitochondrial calcium uniporter (gene mcu). Gene Ontology annotation, biological process: mitochondrial calcium ion homeostasis; calcium import into the mitochondrion. Gene Ontology annotation, molecular function: calcium channel activity; uniporter activity. Lineage: Eukaryota; Metazoa; Chordata; Actinopteri; Cypriniformes; Cobitidae. Gene Ontology annotation, cellular component: uniplex complex. The record is from RefSeq and is a predicted model, not a curated record.